UGUUAAUUAAGAUCUUGAGCAGUUGCAUCUUCGACACCAGAACUACGAACAAGAUGUUGUGAACUCGUACUGCGGUGCCAGCAUCUCUUUCUUCGGAACAUGAUUUUUUCCCCUCCUCCAAGGACGAGGAAGAUGAGGCCCUGGUGCAUGGCGCAACGAAGAACAAGUAUGACAAACAAAUUUUCGCCGCCGGCCUUAGCAACAAGAACAACCACCACCAUCACGAACACCUGAACAAAAGAUUCAACGUCUUCGAGGUGAACCCUCUCUACUAUGGGCGCGCGCCACUCGCGCGCGCCCCCGGGAGUAGUAGAUGAGAGAGGCAUAGAAAAUAAUUGUCGUGAUGGCAAUUAUGAGACUGGCACUGGUGUUGGUGACGACCAAGCACGAGGAAGAGUGCCCUUCAAAAAUCCGAAUAAACAUUUCUCCCCGGCGUUCGGCGCCCCCGAUGAUGCGAGACGAAGUAGAGAAUCUGGUGAGGCAAGACCAAGACAAGAACUCGCGUACGAAGACUACUCGCCGGUGCGAAAGUGCUGCACUCUCGGCGGAGGAGGUCGUGGGUAUGGAGGGUUUGCUGCUCCUUCCGACACAACUGGUCGUCAUGAAAGGAAUGCAAGAGCCAGCCGCGUAUGGGGCUCGGCGGGAAAUCAGGUUGUAGAAGAGCAAAAAAAUCAGAAAAGCGCUCAGGCGCAAAAUCUACUUCUGCAGCACACAAAUGAACAAACUACAUGGAACAAUAAACGCAAGCGCAAUGCAGCACCGCGCGGCCCGGCGUGCUACCCCGAGGAAAAAGGAAAACAAGGAGCACGACCAGAAUGCAACAACUACAGCGACUGCGACCACACGAGCCAAAGCCAGGAGGAAGGAGAUGGAGAAGCAUCACUUGCUAGUUCUGAAGAUCUUCACAACUACCAUGACAAGAUGGAUUGUUCCGCUUCCGCACUGAAGGUGAGGGUCGGGAGGGAAAACCAAAACCGUAAGGUCAACGACGACAACGACGGCUGCUCUUCAUCGGAUAGUUCUUGUUUCUCCACCACUUCAUCAACAGGCAGUAGUGAUGGUGGUUGUUUUUGUUCUUCUUCAGUUUCUUCCAACGGAGGCGCAACUCGUGGGGGAUUUUCAACUACCAGUACCACUAGUAGUGCAAGAACAUCAACAAGAGCUGCUUCAAAUAAUAAAUCUUCGAAAAUAUUAAAGAGCGGCAAAAUAAGUAGCAGCAGACCCACGAGCUCUUCCAACCUGUUAAAGUCAUUUUCCACGGGUAAAAGAAGACUGCUGCACUUGAAAACGCCCGGACAUCAACAUCAUCUGCACACGACUUCAUCUGCGCACGCUUCUAGGAGUGAAACAAGCUCAACAUCCUCUUGUACCACCAGCCCUAGAAAAAGAGCGAAGCAAAGCCGCGAAGAAGUCGGGGAUGGGCGUCGUGCGGGGCGGCAAGAUCAUGAUCCUGGGGACGAUGCAGAAACCAAACCGGCGCUCAAGAAUGUCUCGAACCAUGAGCAAGAACGCAGCGAACACGACUUUGGAUCAUCAGCAUUAUCGCGCAGAAAAAAAUCGUCACAGCGCUCGCCUGGUAGGAAUAGAGGAAAAGAACACCGUCUGAACAAUCAUAGAUCAGAAUUUAUUCCUGAUUGUGAGCGGAGGCCGGCGCAGGACGAGACACACAGCAACUACCUAGCACCUCAAGAGCUGCUGCAAAGGGAUCGAGAUCAUCGACAUGAUCCCGACCAACCUGCACAGAACCCGACGUUAUUUCCGCCACAGCAAGUCCAGCCAGACCCUCGUGCUGGUACAGCUUUCAACACGGAUUACAUUGAGCUCAGAGUACACGACGUGAGAGCUCGGGCGUCCGGGAAGACCAAGCUGCACGACUCGGGGAUGAAUACCGACCCUUGUAGUAGUUCAUCAGACCACAGUGCAAGUUCUACUGCGCCUGGGCUGCUGCAACCGUGGUGGGAUCAUCGGCCGCAAACUGGAAACAAUAGGAACCUUUAUUGCAUCGUUCAAGUGGGAUCCUACCCCGCGGUUGAAGCUUUCGCGACGGAGUGCGAGUAUGUGCAGGUGUAGUUAUGUACAAUACUUUUCAUGUUUAUCUUUAUAUAUUGGGCGGGUUGAUGUCUUUUAUUGUGUUUGUGUCACUACUUGUGUCAAUAGCGCGCAGCAGAAUUGAAAAUAAUUCUAUUCCUGCAUGUAGUUCGGACAAAAAUCGCCGCAACGACAUCAACCUCUCGCACGAGGACCUUCUCAAAAAUUAGGUUGGGCAGCCUCUGUACCACCAACUCGACCGCAAGCUUGCCUGCAAAAUCCGCGGCUCGGCGCCGAAGCGUGAGUACAUCCGGAAAUUUGCGAAAAAGAAGAAAUCGCGGCAUUUAUCCUGAGGAAAAACGUCCUCGUCCCCACACCAGAGUCAGGACGGGGAUCUCGCAACACAGAUCGAGAAGUUUUAGGAGUCACGCAUGACAAGUUCCUCUCUGUAUUGUAGUGCAGUUUAGCAAGUGCAGCCGCAUCACAAAGCCAUCUACUCAUCCGGUUUAUAGCAUUACAAAGUCCAAAACGCGAUUGGGAAUUCUUGUCAUGGGGAUGCGCAUUACAAAUCUUCCUUUCAUUGAAAAUCUGCAUGACAACUAUAGGGUGGGGACGUUUUUACUCAGGACAGCAUUUGAAGUUGUCGGAGUUGUCGAAACCAAACGGGCACUACUUUGGCAUCUAUUGCCGCGUCUCCUGUUGGAAGAAAUCGUAUGCAUUGCAAUAGCAUCGUACAACUCGUAUUGCCAUCAUGCAUUACAAAUCGAAAUCUUAAGCAGGUAAAUCAGCAUUACAAAUUCUCUUUGUCAUGCUGAGGAAAUUAAUGCACUUAGUAUACCACGAGUUCGAGUGCGAUACUUUUGCACAGGAUAAAUCGCGGCUGAAAACCAUGUUCAAUCUUCCCGUGUCCGAUAAAUACCUUGGCGAGCGAAUUUUCCACAUCCCCAGUGGCGCGCCGUUGGUCGGCCAGGAGUUUGCGCUGUACUGCGGGGACGCGGAGACGGUAUUUUGUUGAUGAUAUUGCGAUAUGUUUAUGAUUAUGUACGUAGUACUAGAAGUGCUGACUCGUCUUCUCGAUUCUUCGUGGUGUGUAUUUUCAUCAAUUUCAAUUUGAAGUAAGAGUAAGUACAGUAGCUAGUCACGGCGCGCCGCGCUGAAGACAGACUGCAACUAUCACUUAUGCUACACGCGUAGCUUGCUGUGCUGCUCUUGAUCUUCGGAGGAAAAAAGCAAAGUGAAAGUGUGUCCAAAUUACUUUUCCAAUUUUUCCAGGUCCUUCCCGAGCUGGUACAGGGGAGCAUUCAAGGAGUGCACCAGAAGCGCAGGUCUUGCCGCUUGCCUUUUGCCUUCGGGCUGCGCAGGGGAGUUCUCGGCCGCCACAGCUGCAAGAACAACGCAGUCAAUUUUUAUAACAGCGAGCUGCAUGAUGAUAAUUCCUCGUCUACUUGCUCUACUGGUUCUGCCCCCGGCGCCGCUUCAGUAAAACAACCUUUGAAGAAUGACUGCUCGAGCGUUCUUCCCGCGGAUCAUGUUGAAGGUGCUGGAGGUUCUACAGGGGCUACAGCUGUGACAUCUUCGAACUAUACGCCUCCAGUCAACAUCAACGCCACAUCUUCGAAUGGCACUUGGAAAACAAGCGGGAAGAUGAAUUUUCGGGCUCCUGGUCCGGUACUAGACCAGCAAAUUCUCCGGCGGCAAGAUAAUGAGCUGACGAUCCGGGUGUCUACGCACUACCACCGCUGCAAGAAAAAGCUGUAUUGCAAAAACGCUAGUCGCUUUCUGUCUACAGUGCUGGAGGAAGACUUCUAUUCGGCAAAUGGAGGAGGUGCUACUGGUACUCCAACUACUAGUCACCCUUAUUUUCACGACCACCUUCCCGCUGCUCACAACACUGGCACCACGUCAAUUUCUGGCACCGCUGCUACAAUAACACCUUCGACCUCGACGUUGAGCAGUGGAAGCUGCAAUUAUGCUCGCAUAUGAACACACAUAAAUAAUUGCAAAGAGGGCUCUACCUGGUUCAACGACACCCACUUGAUGUGUAUAAUAGAUCAUUUUGUAUAGCUAUAGCAAUAGCUGAGUCUUCCAGCACCGCACUGCACUGGCGCUGGAGUUGUAUUAUUCAGCAGCAAACUUUUUGGCCCGGUCGUAGUGACACCGUUGUAACAAGUAGCCGCGAAUUAGUUUUUUAAAAGCACAAAUGCAACUGUAAGAUAUAAAAAUCGUCAUAGCGACCGAGAAAGAGAAUUCAAAUUCUACGCGGCCACCAGAAGCGAAGUGUACUUACGGCAUGAUAAAGUCACUUCGCUGCCACCAGAUAUGUUGUAGAAUAUGUUGUGCUAUAGCGUUGCCAGAACCGUAAAGUCUAAGUCUUACUUCUACUCCGACCGCCGUGGCAGAAUCUAAAAUGAAAUCCGACGGUGUUCUUUCCGAGACGUGGAUGAUCUCCACCUGUCGCGAAUGAACGAUUCCGAGACGUUGAUGAUCUCCUGUCGCGAUUGAACGAACCAAUUUUGAGUUUUCGAUUGUCACAGGAGAAGACUCGCUGCAUUUUUAUUUUAUGCGCUCCUGCAACAU
Messenger RNA from Amoebophrya sp. A120, 4605 nucleotides. Lineage: Eukaryota; Dinophyceae; Syndiniales; Amoebophryaceae. The record is from the annotation of a GenBank genome assembly.